This is a messenger RNA of Apodemus sylvaticus (European woodmouse), 2324 nucleotides long. RefSeq names its product lymphatic vessel endothelial hyaluronan receptor 1 (gene Lyve1). Gene Ontology annotation, cellular component: plasma membrane. The coding region runs from base 218 to 1174 and encodes 318 amino acids. Gene Ontology annotation, molecular function: transmembrane signaling receptor activity; hyaluronic acid binding. NCBI's taxonomy places the organism in Eukaryota, Metazoa, Chordata, Mammalia, Rodentia, Muridae. Gene Ontology annotation, biological process: cell adhesion. The transcript is spliced from 7 exons. The record is from RefSeq and is a predicted model, not a curated record.
CAAACCCUGGAAGAGGGUAUGGCAAGGGAGACACUGGACAUACAUGUCACCACCGGCUGUCAGUCCCCAAUGCUGUUAGGCCUCACACAGGGAUUUUGACAAAUCAGAGAAGCUUGAAAGCAGGGAAAUCCUCAACCUAUUUCCAGAACUCUCCAUCCAGCUUGGCGAUUGAGCAUCUGUUGCUGGCCAGCCACAGUGCUCCGGAGGGACCUGCACAAUGCUCAAGCCCAUUAGCCUGGUGCUACUCCUCACCUCUAUGUGGACCACUAGGCACCCAGUCCAAGGUGAUGUCCAAGUGCAAGACUUUUCCAUUUCUACAUGCAGAAUCAUGGGCGUCGCCCUUGUGGGCAGAAACGUAAACCCACAGAUGAAUUUCACAGAAGCCAAGGAGGCCUGUAAGAUGCUGGGACUGACUCUGGCCAGCAGGGACCAGGUGGAAUCAGCACUGCAAUCUAGCUUUGAGACUUGCAGCUACGGAUGGGUUGGAGAACAGAUCUCUGUCAUCCCUCGGAUUUCCCCAAACCCCAAGUGUGGGAAGAAUGGCAAAGGUGUCCUGACUUGGAAAGCUUCCCCCAGCCAAAAGUUCAAAGCCUAUUGCUACAACUCAUCUGACACCUGGGUUAACUCCUGCAUUCCAGAAAUCAUUACCACAUUCGACCCCAUGCCUGACAUUCAAACACCCGCAACCGAGUUUUCUGUCAGCAGCAACGCCUACUUGGCUUCAUCCCCAGACUCCACAACACCUGCUUCUGCCACCACCCGGGCUCCACCUUUGACCUCCAUGGCACGGAAGACAAAAAUGAUUUGUAUCACGGAAGUUUAUACAGAGCCUAUCACCAUAGAUACAGAAACAGAAGCAUCUGUUGAAAGUGGAGCAGCAUUUAAGAAUGAAGCAGCUGGGUUUGGAGGUGUCCCCACAGCCCUGCUGGUGCUGGCCCUGCUCUUCUUCGGUGCUGCAGCUGUGCUGGCUGUCUGCUAUGUGAAAAGGUAUGUGAAGGCCUUCCCUUUCACAAACAAGAAUCAACAGAAGGAAAUGAUCGAAACCAAGGUUGUAAAGGAAGAGAAGACUGAUGACGUCAAUGCUAACGAAGAAUCAAAGAAAACCGUUAAAAAUGCAGAAGAGGCCAAGAAUCUACCCAAAACUACGGUGCGAUGCUUAGAAGCAGAAGUUUAGAUGCAAGCAAAUGGAGAAGGUACACCAGAGGCAAAUUUCAUGCCCUGGAACCACAGAAGCAAGCCACUGCUGGUUCCUGCAGAAAAAGACUGCAGAGUUCACCAGAAGGAGCCCUCUCCUUACUGCAGUCUUCUCUGGACUCUACUCUCUGACCUCUAACCUUCCCACAGCCUCCCUAGUCUGUCUGUGGCUCACAACAGACCAGAGAGUAGAGGGAGCUUUCAAAACACCAGGCCCUAAAACUGCACCCAAGCUCACACUCAGAGAUAGGCAUCCAGGCUGCCUGACCCCAAAUAAAAUCCAGAGUCCCCGAGACAUGACCAGGCCCAUAGUUCAAAAUCUUCCUACACGGAAACACACCACCUGGCCAUGUUCUUUGGAACCAGGCACAGGUAAAAUAAGGAAAGGAAAACAACAGAAGGUCACAGAAAGCCUGGUGACUUGAGACCUAAUCUCUGGGAAGCCAGAAUAAACAGAGCUUGAUGUGGGAGCUGGGGGCACCGACAGCGGCCUUGUUGGUAGAGACUGUAACUACAGGCUGGGGCCGGGAAGCCUCUCAGUUAAUUGUUCUGCAUCACUUUUUAGAACAUAGACACACUUUCUUUUCUCUUUACUGCUGCUUAUGUUUUCUAGAGACAAGUACACUUUUAUAAGAAACCUAAAAACAGGAGUGGCCUGGAGCUGGCUCUGGUAAAGCCCGUGCCUGGCAUGUACACACAAGGCCUCCCCAGAAUCCACCCACCCCACAUACACACAAAGAAACAAACAAAACUAUGCAUUUCCAUUUUCAAUUGAAUUACAGGACCCAUUGCUGAGAAAACAACUAUGUUAAAAGAUAAAAAAAAAGAAAAGAACACACACACACACAAAUGUCAGAUAAUCUUCUAUAAGCUGAGAACGCUUUACCUGAAAAACUUGGUCCCAACAGUAUUACAAAAUUCAGAUUAUGUUUGAAGUCUGGAAUACUUGCACAUACAUAAUGAUAUAUUAGAGGGACUCAGUCUAAAUAUGAAGUUUACGUAUGUUCCAUGCAUACCUUAGACACUUAGCCUGGCAGUAAUUUCAGAUGAAAUUUUAAAAAUAACUUCGCACAUGAGAAAAAGUUUCACAGUGUGGCAUUUUCCCCCUGGAGGUAUCAUGCUGACACACA